This is a messenger RNA of Scheffersomyces stipitis CBS 6054, 4233 nucleotides long. RefSeq names its product putative cell wall protein (gene MUC2). Gene Ontology annotation, biological process: cell adhesion. The coding region runs from base 1 to 4233 and encodes 1410 amino acids. The record is from RefSeq and is a predicted model, not a curated record. The transcript has a single exon. NCBI's taxonomy places the organism in Eukaryota, Fungi, Ascomycota, Pichiomycetes, Serinales, Debaryomycetaceae.
AUGAUUCUUCACAGAAGAAUAAUACCUGCCUUAUGGUUUGCCACAGCAUGGGCGGGCAAUGUCUUCAUUAACUUCACUCUGGAGGAAACAACAAUCACACCAAUAGAAGACACAACCAGUUAUACACCAGUUCCAAGUUCGACAGCUCUUACCGACCCUGCGGUGACAAUCACUUCCACUUGGACUGGCACCCAGACCACUACAGCAACAGUUCUUCAAACUGAUGGUGAUACAACUACUGUUAUUGUCAUCGUUCCAACGUCUUCCAGUGAAGACGUUUCAACUUCAUCUGAACUCAAUUCAAGUAGUGAAGAAGAGACUUCUACCAGUACUUGGAUUACUAGUGCUGAAGUAUCAACUAUCAGUAUCACUUCAACUUGGACUGGAACUGAAACCACCACUACCACUACAACCAUAAUUGAUGGUGCAACCACAACUGUCGUUGUUAUCAUCGUUCCAACAACAUCAAGUGAAGAAAAUUCCUCUAGUGAAGUAAUUUCAUCCAGUAGCUUGACUAGUUCAUCUUCAGUGGAUAUUUCCAGUUCCGAAGUUCCAGUUGUCACCAUCACUUCCACCUGGACUGGUACUGAAACGACAACCACAACUGUAACAGACAUCGAAGGCACUACUACCACCGUGAUCGUUAUAGUCCCAACUACCUCAAGUGAAGUAAGUUCUUCUACUUACUUCAAUACUACUAGCAGUGAAGAGUCGCAGUCCAGUACUUUGAUUUCUAGUUCCACGUAUGAGAACACUAGCAGUGAAGUACCAUCCUCGAGCAGUUUGACAUCUAGUUCGACGUAUGUGAACACUACCAGCGAAAUACCUUCUUCGAGUAGUUUGAUCUCCAGUUCUACAUAUGAGAACACUAGCAGUGAAAUUCCAUCUUCGAGCAGUUUGAUCUCUAGUUCUACAUAUUUGAACACCACGGUUCCAGUUGUUACUAUCACUUCCACCUGGACUGGUACUGAAACGACAACCACAACUGUAACAGACAUCGAAGGCACUACUACCACUGUGAUCGUUAUCAUCCCAACUUCUUCCAGUGAAGUAGGCUCUUCUACUUACCUCAAUACUACUAGCAGUGAAGUACAAACUUCGAGCAGUUUGAUCUCCAGUUCGACGUAUGUGAACACUACCAGCGAUAUACCAUCCUCGAGCAGUGUGAUUUCUAGUUCUACAUAUGUGAACACUACCAGCGAAAUACCUUCUUCGAGCAGUUUGAUCUCUAGUUCUACAUAUUUGAACACCACGGUUCCAGUUGUUACUCUCACUUCAACCUGGACUGGUACUGAAACGACAACCACAACUGUAACAGAUAUCGAAGGCACUACUACCACCGUGAUCGUUAUAGUCCCAACUACCUCAAGUGAAGUAAGUUCUUCUACUUACUUCAAUACUACUAGCAGUGAAGAGUCGCAGUCCAGUACUUUGAUUUCUAGUUCCACAUAUGAGAACACUUCCAGCGAAGUACAAACUUCGAGCAGUUUGAUCUCCAGUUCUACAUAUGUGAACACUACCAGCGAAAUACCUUCUUCGAGCAGUUUGAUCUCUAGUUCUACAUAUUUGAACACCACGGUUCCAGUUGUUACUCUCACUUCAACCUGGACUGGUACUGAAACGACAACCACAACUGUAACAGAUAUCGAAGGCACUACUACCACCGUGAUCGUUAUAGUCCCAACUACCUCAAGUGAAGUAAGUUCUUCUACUUACUUCAAUACUACUAGCAGUGAAGAGUCGCAGUCCAGUACUUUGAUUUCUAGUUCCACAUAUGAGAACACUUCCAGCGAAGUACAAACUUCGAGCAGUUUGAUCUCCAGUUCUACAUAUGUGAACACUACCAGCGAAAUACCAUCUUCGAGCAGUUUGAUCUCUAGUUCUACAUAUUUGAACACCACGGUUCCAGUUGUUACUAUCACUUCCACCUGGACUGGUACUGAAACGACUACCACAACUGUAACAGAUAUCGAAGGCACUACUACCACUGUGAUCGUGAUCAUUCCUACUACUUCCAGUUCCACAUCUUAUCUGACUUCAUUGGAACCAGUGUCUAGUUCUUGGAUUCCUAGUUCUACGUAUGUGAACACUACCAGCGAAAUACCUUCUUCGAGUAGUUUGAUCUCCAGUUCUACAUAUGAGAACACUAGCAGUGAAAUACCAUCUUCGAGCAGUUUGAUCUCUAGUUCUACAUAUUUGAACACCACGGUUCCAGUUGUUACUAUCACUUCAACCUGGACUGGUACUGAAACGACAACCACAACUGUAACAGAUAUCGAAGGCACUACUACCACUGUGAUCGUGAUCAUCCCUACUACUUCCAGUUCCACAUCUUAUCUGACUUCAUUGGAACCAGUGUCUAGUUCUUGGAUUCCUAGUUCUUCAUUGGUGAACACUUCUAGCGAAGUACAAACUUCAAGCAGUUUGAUCUCCAGUUCUACAUAUGUGAACUCUAUCAGCAGUACGGAGGUACCAAGUUCUUCACUUUCUAGUUCAAUAUUCGUGAACUCUAGUACCACUACUACCAGCAGUAUUGAAGUGUCACUUACUACGAUAACUUCAACCUGGACUGGUACUGAAACAACAACAACUACUACAACAGUAGUUGAAACUGACGGUACUACUACAACUGUAAUCGUGAUCAUCCCAACUACUUCCAGUUCCACAUCCUAUCUGACUUCGUUGGAACCAGUGUCCAGUGUUGUGCCACCAGCUUCCGAACAGACAAGCUCAACUGAAUCAUCUGUUGCAUCUUCUGAAGAAACAAGCUCAACUGAAUCAUCUCUUUCUACAUCAUCUGAAGAGACAAGCUCAACUGAAUCGUCUGUUUCUACAUUAUCUGAAGAGGCAAGCUCAAGUGAACCCUCAUCUGCAUCUUCUGAAGAAACAAGCUCUACUGAGUGUCCAACAUGUACUCCCACUCCUUCGAGUUCGUUCGAGACAAUUUCAACUGAAUCGUCUGCUGCAUCCUCUGAAGAAACAAGCUCGACUGAGUGUCCAACAUGUACUCCUUCGAGUUCCUUUGAGACAAGCUCUACAGAGUGUCCAACCUGUACUCCAUCGAGUUCCCCCGAGGUUACUAGCAGCGAAGCAACUAAUUCUCAAACUGAACCUGUGACAAUCACUACUUCAUCGUGGACUGGUACUGAAACAGAUACUCUCAUUACCAUCACCGAAUCAGAUGUGACUACUGUUAUAGUUGUUACUUGCCCUGAAUCAGACGUUACACCUACCAGUUCACCAACUGGACCUGUGACAAUCACUACUUCAUCAUGGACUGGUACUGAAACAGAUACUCUCAUUACCAUCACCGAAUCAGAUGUGACUACUGUUAUAGUUGUUACUUGCCCUGAAUCAGACGUUACACCUACCAGUUCACCAACUGGACCUGUGACAAUCACUACUUCAUCGUGGACUGGUACUGAAACAGAUACUCUCAUUACCAUCACCGAAUCAGAUGUGACUACUGUUAUAGUUGUUACUUGCCCUGAAUCAGAGAUCACACCAACUAGUAAGGUAACCACAGCUGUUCCUACUCCUACAACUGUAAUCACCACUGUCUCAAGCGGAGAACCUAUCACAGUUAUUGUUCCUCCUACGACUGUGAUCACCACUGCCUCCAGCGGAGAGCCUGUCACAGUUGUUGUUCCUCCAACUACUAUUCUCUCCACUUCUGAAGGAGUGAUCACCACCUUAAUCAUUCCUCCUUCUACAACCGUCACAACUGCUGAAAAUGAAACGCCAGUCACGGUUGUUGUCCCACCAACUACUAUUGUGACAACUGCUAGUGGUGAUACUCCACUCACUGUUGUUGUUACUCCAGAGGCUCCUGCUCCAAACACCAUUGUCACUACUGACGAAGGUGGCAACCCAACUACCGUUAUUGAGCAACCCACCACCCCACUUCCUCAACCAACAACGUUGACCACCGCAUACCCUGUUCCAGAGGCUUCCACACAGGAAGAACCAGCUUCUCCAGAGGCUUCUCAGGCAGAACCUGAAGCUCCAGCUGAAGAAGAACUGGGAACCACGACCAUCGGAACAACCAUUACUAUUACUUCUCUCUACACGGGCACCACUGAAUCACAAAGUAUACCAGUUGGUGAGUCAUCAUCUUCUCCAUUGAUCCCCGUCGUAACGUUUACUCCUGAAGGUGCUGCAGCUAACUUGAACUCCAAGAGGUCCGUCAUCUCUGCAGUUGUAAUAAUGUUAGUUGCUGUCUUUAUACAUUAA